AUGGCUCGUCGAAUUGUGUUCCUUCUUUCUAUGCAACUGCUGCUGGUUGCCUCUCUCCCAGUGAAGAGCUCAAACUGGGAGCUUGUUCCGGAUAGCAAUGGAAGGCUUCAUCUCGUCAACACCAACCCGUACGAUCUUCCCGAUGAUCUGUCUGCGAUCGCUCCUAACUUCGUUCCGGAACAGGAUCUGAUCUUCCGUUUGUUCACGCGAGCCAACCCAACGGGAGCGCAGGUGCUGGAAUUCGGAAAUCCGGCCUCUAUCGCUGCUUCGAACUUCAAUCCGGCCAACCCAACACGGUUCACCAUCCACGGCUGGAACAGCAACGGUAACGAUGGCAUGAACACGAACAUCCGCGAUCGGUAUCUCAGCAUCGGAGACUACAACGUGAUCAGCGUGGAUUGGAGCGUCGGAGCAGUGAAUCCGAACUACAUCACGGCUCGCAACGCCGUCGGACCGGCCGGUGCGGCUUUGGCCUCUUUCAUCGACCAGCUCGUAGCAGCCGGAGCAUCUGUGGACAACAUGUACAUUAUCGGAUUCAGUCUGGGUGCCCACGUUGCCGGCAAUGCGGGUAAGGGUCAAAACGGCCGUGUCAACACCGUGAUCGCUCUGGAUCCUGCAGGACCACUGUUUUCCCUGGGACAACCGGAUGCUGUUUCGCCGGCGGAUGGCCGGUACGUGGAAAUGAUCAUGACAAACGGUGGUCUGCUGGGUAACAGCGUACCGAUGGGUCAGUCGACGUUCGCGCCGAACGGUGGCCGUUCGCAACCUGGCUGUGGCACGGACAUCGGCGGAGGCUGUGCUCAUGGACGUGCACCAGCGUACUAUGCCGAAUCUAUCACGAGUGCUACGCCAUUCCGUGCCACACGCUGCGCAAGCAUCCAGGAGAUAGUUGAGGGCAAUUGUACACCGAGUGGAGCCGAUGCCAACAUGGGUGGAGAACCAUCCAACUAUGGCCGGGGUGUUACCGGAGUGUACUUCCUGACCACGAACGAUGCUGCACCGUUCGCAACCGGAUAA
Molecule: messenger RNA, 1017 nt
Organism: Anopheles nili
Lineage: Eukaryota; Metazoa; Arthropoda; Insecta; Diptera; Culicidae
Product: lipase member H-like
Exons: 1
Coding region: 1-1017 (338 amino acids)
Biological process (GO): lipid metabolic process
Molecular function (GO): lipase activity
Source: RefSeq, a predicted model, not a curated record